AUGGCUCACCAGUUUCCUAAACGCAUUCUUCAAGAAGGUGCUGAGACGCAGAUGGAUAAGAUUAACAACACAUGUAGAAGGACGCUUCUGAAGGCGGUAAAGGUGGCUCUGAAAGAUGAGUAUGAGGAAGUUUUGAAAGACCCUGUCUUCGGGCCUCUUCUGGCGAUCAUAGAGAACAACCUCAUCUACUCAGGGAAGAUUAUUCACAGCUUCAUGUGCAAGCAGCUCAGGGUUUCCAAGCUUCACGAGCUGUGGUUUAUUUUUGCGAAGAGGCCUCUUAGGUUUUCUAUGCAAGAAUUUUAUGCUGUGACUGGAUUGAAGUACAAAGAGGAACCCGACGUAGACUUCAUUAACUGGAAGAAUGAUAAGGGGUUCUGGGCUAAUGCGCUGAAGACCAAUGCGAAGAUCAACUUAUAUACUAUAAGGGAUGAGCUCCUUAAGGUGUGUAACGAGUGGUCGUAUGUGGACAGAGUGAGGUUAGUGUAUCUGUCCAUUAUACAAUCAUUCCUCAUGGCUAAGGAUUGGAAAGUGUAUAUCCCUCAAGAAUACAUCCGCUUGGUGAUGGAUUUUGAGAAAUUGAGGAUGUAUCCUUGGGGUCUUCGCGCUUAUGAUGAGCUGAUUGCAUCAAUACUCAGAGCAAGAGAAGAUGUGCAUACGAAGAACAGCUACGUAUUGGAUGGAUUCUCAUAUGCGUUUCAGAUAUGGAUUAUGGAGGCAAUUCCAGACAUUGGUUCUACGGGAGAGCUGUUCACAUUUAUAUCAUCUACUGGUGAUUUCGAUGUGAUUGCUGAUACUGAGUUCCUUAGGGAAGAUGAAAAGAAGGACGAAAGAGUUGGUCGUAUUGUUGAAUUGAUCAAUGCGAAACAAGACUGGACGCAUUUCGAUUGGGAAGUUGAGUCUUUGCCUGCACACAUGGACCUUUCUGAUUCAGAACAAGAUGAACCGGCUGAUGUUGCAGAAGAACCGUCAGCUGUUGCAGAGGAACCGACUGUAGUUGCAGGAGAACCGGCUGUUACUGCGAAAAGAGGCAAGCGCAAGCUAAUUGAUCCUGGUGCCGAGUCUCGAAAGAAACAACUGCUUUGUCAACGUGCGGCUGAACACAACAGUGGGGUCUCUAGUGAAAUGAAGACCUUCAUUGAAGGUUUGUUCACCGCUUCUUUCAACUCUUUUAAGGAAGUGGUGCAGAAGGACAUACAUGAGCGUUUUGACAACGUUGCCAAUGAGGUGGCUCAACUCAAGGAACAAGUCUCUCAGCUUAAGGGUCUAUCGGAAACAUUGGGAAAAGGCAACACAUCUGAGAUUCUCUCUCCUUCAGCAACAAUUAGAAAAGACCAAGGACCAUCAUCUCAUAGUACGGGUCCUCCCGCAGCAAAGGGAAAAGGCAAGGCAUCUGCAAAUGUGGAUCCUCCUCCGGUUCGUCGUAGCCCUCGGCCAGUAAGAGAGGAUGUUCAAACUGAUGAAAAUGAAAUGAUGGAUUUUUUGAAGAAUUUGACCAAAUCAGCGAAAUGUGUAGAUAAGGGGACCCAAGACUCUUUACAAGAAGCCAUGGGAAACCUUUCUCAAGCAUCUCAUGUUAAAGGUUUUGAUCCUUCACAACAUCUGGAUGGUGAUGAACCAGCUGACUUUGCCACUCCACUGUCUUCGUUUAAGCCUGCGGAUUGGAGACCACCUACUCUGAAAGACGUGGACUCACUUGAGGACCGGAUAUAUGAUCCCGAUUACUCACUAGUGUUUGUCCCUGAGGCAUUAUGGGGCAAACUUGUUGACUGGACCAAAACUUUCAAAGAACUAAAAAUUGGACCAUCUAUGUUCACAAAUGAGUUAGUAUCUCGUGUCGUCGGACCUUCAAAGUGGCUCCUGAAUAAGUAUAAGAAGGACAAGAAGAAAUUCAAAGUGGGCGGACUGCUACAACAGUACGGCAUUGGCGAACUUCCAGCACACGGACGAACAAGACUAAUGUGGGAUCUUGAUGUUAACCGCAUGUAUGUCCCCCUAAAUGUUGGUAAGCACUGGAUCUCUAUGUGCGUCAACUUUGUUACUCGGUCGAUAGAGGUCUUUGACUGUGAGGGACUGAGACACCCCGGUGCAGUGGAGCCAUUUGCAGUUCUCAUCCCUAGAAUUGUCAAAGCCAUUCAGUCUUCUAAGAAUCGACAGUAUCAAGUCAAGCAGUAUACGGUCUCCUACGUCUCAAUGCCCUUCUUAUUGAACAAAAGUAGCAGUGACUGUGGAGUAUAUGCCUUGAAGCACAUUGAAUGCCAUCUUCUAGACUUAGACUUUUCCCUCGUGAAUGACAACAACAUUCGUGAAGCGCGGCAGAAGAUUGCUUAUGACCUAUGGGAAGCUGCUAUUGAUCCUGUCCUUAUUGAAAGGAUGGCAAAAUUCACUCCCCCGAAGACAAUUUCAAGUGCUCUAGUGGAACUUGAAUAA
Messenger RNA from Brassica rapa (field mustard), 2427 nucleotides. RefSeq lists its product as uncharacterized. The record is from RefSeq and is a predicted model, not a curated record. Gene Ontology annotation, biological process: proteolysis. Gene Ontology annotation, molecular function: cysteine-type peptidase activity. NCBI's taxonomy places the organism in Eukaryota, Viridiplantae, Streptophyta, Magnoliopsida, Brassicales, Brassicaceae.